AUGGAGUGGAGGGAGGAAGUAAACAUAACCUUAAAUCCAACUAUUGUGUACCGUGAAAUGGAAGAAGGAGUUGUCUUGUUUGACUUCACCAAACUGGACAACCUCCACGGCUGGUCGGAGAUGUCCGAUGUCGUCAGAGAAGUGGGGAUGUCCAAGGCGGUGUUGGUGCUACAGAAGACCCAGCGUUUCCAGAGAGGAGUGUUUUUCACCAUGUUGAACCCCCAGCCUAAUGGAGCAGGGUUUGCUGGUUUUCGAACAGACACAGAAUUCAACCUGACGAAUUACAACUCCAUCCAGCUCUACUGUCGGGGUCAAGGAGAGAACUAUGGGUACAAAGUCGUUCUUCGGCACAAAAAUCAAAAUACCGAACCGUUUCCCUCAUACGAACAAAUGUUUCAGGCCCCAAACAGAAAAUUUGAAAUAGUUGACCUUCCUCUCGCUGGUUUUGAACCUUAUUACCGAGGAAAGAAGCAGAAUCAAUCAGAGCCUUUAGACAAGAGUCAAAUUUCAAAUUUUGAGCUCCAAAUUUAUGGAGGUGUUUAUCUGCCUGUCAAACAAGCUGGGACAUCUUCAUUGGAGAUUGACUGGGUCAGAGCAGUUUGAUCUUUACAGAGCAAAAAUCAAACAUUGUAAUUACUGUAGUUACCAUUCCAUGUAUAUACAAUUAAUUACUAUACAAUUAUAUUAGUACCAUUCAUAC
Macrosteles quadrilineatus (aster leafhopper) is the source of this 700-nucleotide messenger RNA. RefSeq lists its product as uncharacterized. Bases 1 to 603 code for a protein of 200 amino acids. Gene Ontology annotation, biological process: NADH dehydrogenase complex assembly. The record is from RefSeq and is a predicted model, not a curated record. The transcript is spliced from 3 exons. Lineage: Eukaryota; Metazoa; Arthropoda; Insecta; Hemiptera; Cicadellidae.